Molecule: messenger RNA, 1353 nt
Organism: Helobdella robusta
Lineage: Eukaryota; Metazoa; Annelida; Clitellata; Rhynchobdellida; Glossiphoniidae
Exons: 2
Coding region: 1-1353 (450 amino acids)
Source: RefSeq, a predicted model, not a curated record
AUGAAGUCAGCGAGAAAAACGAAGAAAGGCGGCAAGGAUGAUAAGGAGAAGAAGAAAAAGAAGGCGAAGAAUGAGGCGUAUGGCUACAUUCCGCAGCAACUCUGCGAAUACGUUACUGAAAAGUUCAAGGAGGAGGAGCCAGACACGAGUUUGAUCGACGAAGUGCAGAAAAUGAAGUACUUGAAGCAGAUACGCGAACUCGAGCAGAGAGCCGAGAGAUACACUAGACAGAUGGAUGAGUUGACCUUGAACCUCACUCUCUAUCCUGCAAAAUUUGAAAAAAUAGAAACCGACACGAAUGAUAUCGCGAGUUACUUGAAUGGACUGCUGGAGCAACAAGAGAGAGAAUACGAAAAAGUCAAAAUCGUCAUGGAGAACAUGGAGAAGGAGCUGCAGGAUCGGAGAACUGAUUUAGAAAAAAAAUUAGAAGAGGUUAAAACAAAUUUAGGGAGUGUUAAAAACGAGUUGGAACCUUUGAACGAUAAACUGAAGACCACCCUACUGGGUAUGAAGGACCUGGAUGUGAGUAUGAACAACACCGAGGCAGCCAGGGCAACAUACCAGAGAGAAUUCGAACAGAAGGCCUACCACCACCACAUUGACAUGUAUGAGAGAGAGAAGGAGACGGUGAGGGAGCUCUUUGAGAUCCGAGAACAGAUCCCUAAAUGGGUGAAAAAAGUAUCCGAUGAAAAUAAAAUGCUGGAAAACAGUCGAAUCUAUCACAUAAUAAAUAAUUACAGAGUGGAGUUGGGUGAUUUGCUGAAGAAAUACAUCGGAAAACCAAACCAGCUGGCCAGGAAAGCUAUAGAAGAGAACGAAAAGUUAAAGAAAUUAGUUGACGAAAACAACCUAAACCUGAAAUUGAUCGAAGAAAAUAUGGAAGCGAUGAAGUUGAGCGGUGAAAGCAGCAUACACGAGAUGCACGACCUGGCCUCCAACGUUAAAGAAAACAGAAUCCUGCUCUCUUCUUUUGAGAACAAUCCCCAAAAAUACGCGGUCUCUCUCAAUGAACUUCGAGAAAAUGUUCGAAGGAAUGGAAUACUCCUGGAAGAAUCGAGAAACUACUGCGAGAUGUCUAGGCUAGAGAUGGAUGAGAUAACAUCGGAGUUAAAGAAGUUGGAUGAUUCCAGCUUGCAACUGCAGGCCAUCAUCCGGUCCUUCCAAGAUGUCAUGCACAAGCUCUUCAAAGACAAACCGGAGUACGAAGAACUGCUGACGAACUUGAGGGUGGCGAGCUGUUUAGAGAUCUCUCCGAAUGGCAUCGACCCCUACUCACAAUAUGUCUGCUGCCGUCUGGUGGACCCCUACACCAUUUUUCAGACGAUACCCGUCGCCAGGCCCAAGACCCCUUAA